AUCGUAUAGUGAGGCCUGGAAUCUGUCGCCAGUCGGUGAUUGUGUUUAGAGCAGCCUGCCUUCAGUGUCACAGCGAAGAGGUAGUGGAUACAGUGCUGGGAGACCCAGGGAGAGGCAGCCAGGUGUGUAUUGACAAAUAUACUGUAUGAGAUAGGUAAAUAUACACCCCCCCCCCAGUAUACACUGAAUAAUAUACACCCCCCCCAGUAUACACUGAAUAAUAUACACACACCCCAGUAUACACUGAAUAAUAUACACACACCACCCCCAAGUAUACACUGAAUAAUAUACACCCCCCCAGUAUACACUGAAUAAUAUACACACCCUGUAUAUAGUGACUGUAUAAUAUACACACCCUGUAUAUAGUCACUGUAUAAUGUACACACCCUGUAUAUAGUGACUGACCCUGUAUAAUGUACACACCCUGUAUAUAGUGACUGUAUAAUAUACACACCCUGUAUAUAGUGACUGUAUAAUGUACACCACCUGUAUAUAGUCACUGUUUAAUGUACACACCCUGUAUAUAUUGACUGUAUAAUAUACACACCCUGUAUAUAGUCACUGUAUAAUAUACACACCCUGUAUAUAGUGACUGUAUAAUAUACACACUCUGUAUAUAGUGACUGUAUAAUAUACACACCCUGUAUAUAGUGACUGUAUAAUAUACACACCCUGUAUAUAGUCACUGUAUAAUAUACACACCCUGUAUAUAGUCACUGUAUAAUAUACACCCCCCCAGUAUACACUGAAUAAUGUACACACCCUGUAUAUAGUCACUGUAUAAUGUACACACCCUGUAUAUAGUGACUGUAUAAUAUACACACCCUGUAUAUAGUCACUGUAUAAUAUACACACCCUGUAUAUAGUCACUGUAUAAUAUACACACCCUGUAUAUAGUCACUGUAUAAUAUACACACACCCCCAGUAUACACUGAAUAAUGUACACACCCUGUAUAUAGUGACUGUAUAAUAUACACACCCUGUAUAUAGUCACUGUAUAAUGUACACACCCUGUAUAUAGUCACUGUAUAAUAUACACACCCUGUAUAUAGUGACUGUAUAAUAUACACACCCUGUAUAUAGCCACUGUAUAAUGUACACACCCUGUAUAUAGUCAUUAUUGUAGCGGAUCGGCAGUAUUAAAUCCACGAAUUCCGCUGGUACACUCAAUAAUCCUCCUCUGGUCCUCUGCUCGGUCUGCCCGGGGAGACCCUCCAGUCUGUAGCUUUGCCGAGUGUGAGCUGCAGACUAUAUGAUGGAGGGCUCGCAAGCUCCCAGAGUGUUGCCGUGGGUUACCAUGGCAACGCUCUGACUGGAGCUCGCGAGAACUCGAACAUGUGGCCUGCCGCUCACACCUGGCGUAGCUGCAGACUGGAGAGCGAUCCCUCUGGAUCCCCAGGGAAAAGGUAUGCCAAAGUGGGGAGGCUUGCGCACCCCUGCAGCCUUUUCCCAUAAACCCAGCCCCAAGCAUGCCCUCCAGAGCCUGCACCCCAACUCGACUACCCCACACCCUGCUACCCCAUAGCCUUCUCCCACAUUCCUUGGCCUUAGCAUGCACCCCCACACCCCGCCUCUCGCACACUGCCCCCAGCAUGCACCCCCACACCCUGAUACCCAACAGCCAGACUCUCUCUCCCUGUCCCCCACAGCCUUCUCCCACGCACCCUGCUCCCAGCAUGCACCCUCACGCCCUGUCCCUCACAGCCUGCCCCCCCACACUGUUAACCACACAGCCUGCCCCCCACAGCCUUCCUACACACUUACCCUCAUACUGUCCCCCUAUAGUGUCACCUUCCAGACCACAGGUAAGAGGCAAGGAGGGGAGAGAUUAGCUCAAUUUAACUUAAACUGCUCACCCCCAGCACUUGUCCAACACUACAUGCACUACACAGACACCACUUCGCAGCCACUACACCCGCUACGCAGCCACUGCAUCCACCACACAAAUACUGCAUACACUACACACACAUUGCAUACAAUACACACUACAUCCACAACACAGAAACAUACAGCAUCCAUGACACACUUACACUGAAUCCACCACACACACACAUAAUGCGUCCACUACACAAACAGACAUUGCGUUCACUACACACAGCAUAACAUAAUGGAUGUUGGCGUGCUUUUGGUGCGGGGGGGGGAUGCAUUUCAUCUUUGGAUCCAUGCAGCACAAUGUUUUGGGCCGGCCCUGACCAUACCUCUCAACAAUUCAGAUGAACAAAGAGCAACACUGUACACUUAGGGGUGUGGCCAGUGGUAAGACUGUUCUGAGAAAAUUUAGGAAACUUACUAAUAAGUCAUGCAACUAAAAUGUAACAAGAAGAAUGUAUCUUAUUUACACAGUUUGAUUUCUAAACACAUUUAUUGUAGUUUAAAGACAUAUUACUGGGAGUAUUUUUCUGCGGAGCUCUGCUAUACUCUCAGACAUACCAACUAUAUGGAGCUCUUAGAAAAGAGGGACAUUACGAGAGAAAAUAGAGACAGAGGGAUUUGGGUCCAAAAUAGGGAUCGUCUGUCCUAAAUAGGGAGGUAUUAUAUACUUAUCUAAUUAUUAUAUUUAUAGAGCGCCCACGAAAUAUGAGCUGAUGGCAAACAAACACCUAGGACCACGAAAGCAUACGGACAUAGCGGGAGGGCGAUGGAAGGCGUAUAUAAACGAACAACAGGCUCACCAUACAAAUCACCAAGAGGGAGCGACACCACCAGGGAGGGGGGAGCAAAGAGGUUGGAAGGCCCAACAAGGGGAAUCCCACAGCAAUUGGCAACAACGGCAAAGGAGCGGAGCCACACAACAGGGCAAUCAAUGAAACAUGUAAAGGACUAGAUGAGCCCCAAGAGGGUAACAUAAAUCACAAGAGAGUGGGGGAAAACCUAGCAUACGAAUUCCCUCUUUCAUAUUUUAAGCAACCACAUCAAACAUCAUAUAUAGGGCAACCUUCAAAGAUAAACAAAAUAGUCUGAAGUGGCUAGGUUUGCCACAUGACUAUUUUAAAAUAAUUACAUUUAUUGGUGCAAUAUAAGUAUAUAACAUAUAGUAUAAAAGUCCCAGAUAAGCCGAAAUGCGUUUCACUCUUGAAGAGCUUCCUCAGUCAGCUGUCAUCCAUUGAAGUAGUUAUGAUGCCUACAGUUUUCCUUUAAUCAUUGUUCUUAUCUUUCUCUUAAUUUAACGUGAUUUGAAUAAAACUUAAAUACACUAUGUAUCUGCAAUUACAGAACCACCAAAUUCCUGUCCACAAGCCCAGAGCCUGUUCUCAGGCUGCCUGAUCGGCUUGAUGAUGCCAAACACAAACUGGAAUCAAAUGACCGAGAGGUUCCUGGAUCUGACCCUGGAGGUCAACUACCUGCUGACUGGAGAGGUGAGGGAUUCUGGGAAUGUCACAGUGACUGCACUUUUAUUUUACAUUUUUUUUUUAUUUUUAUAAUGGAACUGUAGUUUACUCAUUUCCCUGAGGUAUCGGUAAGGUAAAUCCCCUCAAGUUCUUUGCUAUAACCACCAAUGGGGACAGAGAGGUCUGUAAGUGAUGACUCUGUAUCUUCAUGGUAUAAAAGAACAAGGAAAACAGCCCACCCGAGACCACUACAUCCAAAAUAACAAAGCAAGACUGAUGCAGCAAAAGACUAAUAAAAAAAAUCAGCUUUCUACAAAUACAGGGACCUUUCUAACUUUACGAUCAUACAUCCCAAGUGCUUUUUAACUCCAUCCCAUUAAUCUAUUUCCAGUUGCUAUAAAUAUUUCUCUGGUUGCUAUAAACAAAUAUCCCCUUGCUAUGAACAUUUCUCCAGUUGCUAAAAACAUUCUGCUGUUGCUAUAAACAUUUCUCUGGUUGCUAUAAAACUUUCAGGUGUUGCAAUGUUUAUAGCAACGGUACAAAUGUUUAUAGCAACAGGAGAUACAGCAAUGCUUCUAGCAACAGGAGAUACAGCAAUGCUUCUAGCAACAGGAGAUACAGCAAUGCUUCUAGCAACGGGAGAUACAGCAAUGCUUCUAGCAACGGGAGAUACAGCAAUGCUUCUAGCAACGGGAGAUACAGCAAUGCUUCUAGCAACGGGAGAUACAGCAAACGGGAGAUACAGCAAUGCUUCUAGCAACGGGAGAUACAGCAAUGCUUCUAGCAACAGGAGAUACAGCAAUGCUUCUAGCAACGGGAGAUACAGCAAUGCUUCUAGCAACGGGAGAUACAGCAAUGCUUCUAGCAACGGGAGAUACAGCAAUGCUUCUAGCAACGGGAGAUACAGCAAUGCUUCUAGCAACGGGAGAUACAGCAAUGCAACGGGAGAUACAGCAAUGCUUCUAGCGGGAGAUACAGCAAUGCUUCACAACAGGAGAUACAGCAAUGCUUCGGGAGAUACAGCAAUGCUUCUAGCAACAGGAGAUACAGCAAUGCUUCUAGCAGCAACGGGAGAUACAGCAAUGCUUCUAGCAACGGGAGAUACAGCAAUGCUUCUAGCAACGGGAGAUACAGCAAUGCUUCUAGCAACAGGAGAUACAGCAAUGCUUCUAGCAACAGGAGAUACAGCAAUGCUUCUAGCAACGGGAGAUACAGCAAUGCUUCUAGCAACGGGAGAUACAGCAAUGCUUCUAGCAACGGGAGAUACAGCAAUGCUUCUAGCAACGGGAGAUACAGCAAUGCUUCUAGCAACGGGAGAUACAGCAAUGCUUCUAGCAACGGGAGAUACAGCAAUGCUUCUAGCAACGGGAGAUACAGCAAUGCAUCUAGCAAUGGGAGAUACAGCAAUGCUUCUAGCAACACUUGAAAUGUUUCUAGCAACAGGAGAUCUUUCUAUAGAAAUGGGAGAAAUGUUUAUAGCAACAACUGAAAUCUUUAUAGUAAAGGGAGAAAUAUUUACAGCAACUGCGGAAUGUUUACAGCAACAGGAAAAAUGUCUAUAGCAACAGGCGAUAUGACUAAAGCUACCGGAGAAAUAUUUAUAGCAACACCUGACAUUUCUAAAGCAAUGGGAUAAACAGCCCAUCCCGGACCUACCCAAACUACUGAUGCAGCGCAAGACUAAGAAAAAAGACAAAAUCAGCUUUCUACAAAUACAGGGACCUUUCUACCUUUACUAUCAUACAUCCCAAGCACUAUUUAACUCCAUCCCUUAAUUCUGUUUUAUGUUAUGUAUUUUACUUUGAUAUCCUAAAAUUUAACACGUAGAAAAAUAACCAUGACGGUGGGUGUUUUAAUAAAAAAAAAAAAAAAAACAGUUGCCAACAUUAUUUAAAGUGACACUCCACUGUCCAAAUACAAAGAAAUAACUGCUUAGUAGAUAUACCCCAAAUGAAAACAUUAAUUUAAUUAUCCUUUUUCCAUUAGGGGUAUAUUUAAAGAUCUCUUGCCUGCAGCCUUUGCAAGCAUUCCCCUUCUAACUCCACCCAGAUCGUGGCUGUCCAAUCAGACUUCCCAGUGCAGCUCAAUGAGAAGUCUUUACAAAACAGGUGCUUUGGGAAGUUGCUGCAUCUUAGGUUUCAUUCUACUGAGCUAAACAACCAGGAAGUAACGUGUCCGGCUCCCUGAUUGACAGCUUAGUGGGUGUAACAAGACUAAUUUAUAAGAGUGCCAAUUUGUGUUGAAAUCUGCACUUCUCGUGAAAUUGAGAAAAAGAGGACACACACAUAUAAAACCCUUUCGAAUGCAUCCAAAAUACUAUAGCAUCUUAAGACUGAGGAAAAAAUACAGAAUCGGAUUUGUACAAAUACAAGGACUUUACUACAUUUGCUAGCAAACAUCGCUAGUGCUAUUUAACUACAUCCCAUAUUACUGUUUUCAGUUAACUAUUUUACUUGAAAUACAUUUGAGGUCACAUUGUGACUUUUCUGAGCAAAUUGAGAGGAUCGUGUGAGCAAUGGGCAGGGAAAUACUGAAUGUUAAAAGCAGAUAAUUCUUACUGGAGUUUUUCUAACUCCAUUGAUACACAUUAUACCUCCAUUCAUUAUGUAGAGUUACAUUGUUGUGAAGAAGCCUGCUGAGUCCAUACUACAGAGCAACAGCCCCUGUGUCCCCGAUGGAUUGAACAGGACCCAGAGCCCCAGCAGAGUGCCUCCACGUCACUCCCUGAUACAUGAGAGAAACAAUGACCAGAAGGUCCUGGAACUGACCAAUCAGAUCAUCCACCUGCUGACUGGAGAGGUGAGGCUGCUGGGAAUGGGACAUCAUAGAGUAAAACCAAGGAAUGUGUCUGGAUGGUGACUGUAUUAUUGUGUGUGCCAGGAUCCUGUUAGGUGUGAGGAUGUGUCUGGAUGGUAACUGUAUCAUUGUGUGUCUCAGGUUCCUGUUAGGUGUGAGGAUGUGUCUGGAUGGUAACUGUAUCAUUGUGUGUGCCAGGUUCCUGUUAGGUGUGAGGAUGUGUCUGGAUGGUGACUGUAUCAUUGUGUGCCAGGUUACUGUUAGGUGUGAGGAUGUGUCUGGAUGGUAACUGUAUCAUUGUGUGUGCCAGGUUCCUGUCAGGUGUGAGGAUGUGUCUGGAUGGUGACUGUAUCAUUGUGUGUGCCAGGUUCCUGUUAGGUGUGAGGAUGUGUCUGGAUGGUGACUGUAUCAUUGUGUGUGCCAGGUUCCUGUUAGGUGUGAGGAUGUGUCUGAUGGUGACUGUAUCAUUGUGUGUCAGGUUCCUGUUAGGUGUGAGGAUGUGUCUGGAUGGUGACUGUAUCAUUGUGUGUCAGGUUCCUGUUAGGUGUGAGGAUGUGUCUGGAUGGUGACUGUAUCAUUGUGUGUGUCAGGUUCCUGUUAGGUGUGAGGAUGUGUCUGGAUGGUGACUGUAUCAUUGUGUGUCAGGUUCCUGUUAGAUGUGAGGAUGUGUCUGGAUGGUGACUGUAUAAUUGUGUGUGUCAGGUUCCUGUUAGGUGUGAGGAUGUGUCUGGAUGGUGACUGUAUCAUUGUGUGUCAGGUUCCUGUUAUGUGCGAUGAUGUGUCUGGAUGGUGACUGUAUCAUUGUGUGUGUCAGGUUCCUGUUAGGUGUGAGGAUGUGGCUGGGUGGUGACUGUAUCAUUGUGUGUGUCAGGUUCCUGUUAGGUGUGAGGAUGUGUCUGGAUGGUGACUGUAUCAUUGUGUGUGCCAGGUUCCUGUUAGGUGUGAGGAUGUGUCUGGAUGGUGACUGUAUCAUUGUGUGUGUCAGGUUCCUGUUAGGUGUGAGGAUGUGUCUGGAUGGUGACUGUAUCAUUGUGUGUGCCAGGUUCCUGUUAGGUGUGAGGAUGUGACUGGAUGGUGACUGUAUCAUUGUGUGUGCCAGGUUCCUGUUAGAUGUGAGGAUGUGUCUGGAUGGUGACUGUAUCAUUGUGUGUGCCAGGUUCCUGUUAGAUGUGAGGAUGUGUCUGGAUGGUGACUGUAUCAUUGUGUGUGUCAGGUUCCUGUUAGGUGUGAGGAUGUGUCUGGAUGGUGACUGUAUCAUUGUGUGUGUCAGGUUCCUGUUAGGUGUGAGGAUGUAACUGGAUGGUGACUGUAUCAUUGUGUGCCAGGCUCCUGUUAGGUGUGAGGAUGUGUCUGGAUGGUGACUGUAUCAUUGUGUGCCAGGUUCCUGUUAGGUGUGAGGAUGUGACUGGAUGGUGACUGUAUCAUUGUGUGUGCCAGGUUCCUGUUAGGUGUGAGGAUGUGUGUGGAUGGUGACUGUAUCAUUGUGUGUGCCAGGUUCCUGUUAGGUGUGAGGAUGUGUCUGGAUGGUGACUGUAUCAUUGUGUGUGCCAGGUUCCUGUUAGGUGUGAGGAUGUGUCUGGAUGGUGACUGUAUCAUUGUGUGUGCCAGGUUCCUGUUAGGUGUGAGGAUGUGUCUGGAUGGUGACUGUAUUAUUGUGUGUGUCAGGUUCCUGUUAGGUGUGAGGAUGUGACUGGAUGGUGACUGUAUCAUUGUGUGUGUCAGGUUCCUGUUAGGUGUGAGGAUGUGUCUGGAUGGUGACUGUAUCAUUGUGACUGCCAGGUUCCUGUUAGGUGUGAGGAUGUGUCUGGAUGGUGACUGUAUCAUUGUGUGUGCCAGGUUCCUGUUAGGUGUGAGGAUGUGUCUGGAUGGUGACUGUAUCAUUGUGUGUGCCAGGUUCCUGUUAGGUGUGAGGAUGUAACUGUUUAUUUUCCUUGUAGGUGUGGAAGUAUUUAGAAGGACACAAGGAACCUUACAAUGACUUAAUGAUGGACACUCACCAGCCUCUCAGCUCACUGGGUAAGAGGAAGCACUUUAUAUACACAGCUUGUGUUAUACGUGCAGUUAUACAGCCUGAUCGAUAUGAGUGAGGAUGUAUUAACAUACAAAUAAAAACCUAGGAUUGACUUAUGUUUUAUGCGAUAGGCAUAAGGCUAUCCUAACUAUAAGAUAAGGUCAGGGACUAAUGGAAGUAUUUAGAAAAUUGGGCAGACUAGAUGGGUCGAAUGGUUCUUAUCUGCCGUCACAUUAUAGGUUUCUAAAUAACCUCUGUGUAGGAAAGUAGAGUAGAAUCCUGGGAGCAAUGCACAUUUGCCUUUCCAGAGACACAAGGCAGGAAUAGAGCAAUGAAAGGCAAUAAACAGCGAUCACAGAGCCUUCCGACUCCAUAAUAGAACACAGAGUUAAAGUAUUAACUAUUAUACUAUAUACAAAUGUUAAGUUAACCACUCGCAAUCAUACUGGCACAGGUAUCUCCAGGCGACACUCCUCGGGGUAGUUUGAGAUGCCUAAACCCCAUCAUCCAGUGGAGGAAACCUGGAGUGCAAUUCCCUUAUUUCAAACUGAGUCUUUCAGGUGCCUAACAAAUAAAAUGCUGAUCCAUUUCAAUAUCAUGCUUGAAUAUAUAGACUGUUAGUCUCAUGUUUAUCAUCAUCUCUGUGGGUCCUUUCACAUCCCAUUGCUCUUACAUUGCCAAUUUGCGAUCAGUUCAUCCGGUCAUUUUGCGGCUGCAUUUCGCAUCUUGACACUGAAGAGUUCUGACGUCUCUUUAAAACAGCACCACGCUAUAAUUUUGGGAGCCAUACAGACAACCGAGAGUUCAGUAAGAAAUGCUAGUUGUAUCUGGAAUUAAAAAAAACAAAAACUAAAAACCAAACCAAGUUUGAAUGUUCCAGAAGUGCACAUCUCUUCCCAAACUAUCCUAUCAAUACAAUCACCCAAUUAUGCAGCAAAAGUACAAACACAAUACUUCUGAAAGAUAAUACUUUUCUAAUAGAGGAACAUUAUAACAAUUCUCAGCCUAAGUAGGGCUUACACAAAAUGAGUUGUAGCAGAGCUGCAAUAUUAAAUCCCAAUAUCUCUGCUGGGACAGAAAGUAAUCCAAGGAAAGCGCGGAAAAUGAAGGCAAUAUCCCAAAUCCCCCAGUAACCGAACCAAACACAGUUCUGGGAGUCAACUGACGAUUUUAUUUACAGAUCCAGUAUUUAUGUGAUUCCCCAUGCAAGGGGUUUCCUUAAUUACUUUACAGGGGUUGUACAGUAGGGGACUACAUGGGGAACUGAAUAAACAGAGUAUUUCUCCCACCAUGCACUGCUGUACGAGAGGGAUACUCUAUAUAAAAUCCAUAACUUUUAUUUUAUUCAUGUCACUGUACCGAAUGACCGUUCGGUAGAUAGCUGGGGUCUGAAUGCACACUUCGUGAAAGUACCGCUCAGUUCCCCACACAAUCAGCCGAAGUCCGCACGAAAUAUACUUUAACAUACAUUCAUCAUAAAAGUCAUGAAUACAUAAGUGGGGAAAAAGUACAGAAAGAUCGGCGCUCCCGAACGGCCUGGAAGUCCAGUGGUGUUCGUGCCGUCGAGUAGCCGAUUUUAGUUCCAGGCACUCGGCGACCAAACACCGCUGGGCAAAAAGGAAAUCCAAGAUGGCAGCCGCCUCGUGGUCGGUAGCCAAACGACGGCCACCCAGGAAAUCAAUUAGCAGCCGAUUGAUACAAUGUUGCAAUUGGUUAAUGGGAAUCACACGACCCCCUGUGUGUGGGCUCCCAUUCGGUACUUUAUUAGUUUCACGAACAGUGUGGAAAGUCACUGUUCGUGAAACUACCAUAUGGAUGCUAGCGGCUUUCGGCCGCUAGCAUACGAUUGCUCUCUAUUACAGUUAUAAGCGAAUACAUAAACUAACAGAAUUUAACCAGCUUUUCUAGGACAACAUUUAGACAUCUAACAACAUAAUCUGAAGUGGCUAGGUUUGCCACAUGAGCAUUUUAAUAUUGUCUAAUGUCUAAAAAUGAUUUGCUUACAAUUAGGGGCCCAGGGCACUCCAGGCACAAUAAGGAUUUUGGUGUGCUGAAGUUGUUAUGGCACCUGCAGUGUUCUUUUAAAUAAAAUAAUAAAUGGGCAUAAACUGCGGUCAGUGAAGACUGUAUCCGUUUGGAGAGGCUGCUGCAGAGUAGCGAGACAUUUAUAGAUGUUGGUACUUUAUUCACUGUGCCCUUGAGUAAUUUCUUUCCUCUUCUGUCCAAAUGCUUUGUACAUGCUGUGACAGCAUAGCUCAAUAUUUUACCACCAAACUCUUGCUCAGCAUUUCCCAAUUGUUUGUGGGAACAAAAUUGGGGUUUCACCAGGAUUUGCCCAUUGAGUGGCCCAUGCACUUAGGGCCACCUGAUUGGGUAAUAUUGCUGAACAGGGACCCUCCAAGCUUCACAGAGCGAGCUGCGUGGGAGGACUGGAGUAAGGAAGGAGGAGGCAGCGGCAGUGCACACAGCAGCAUGAAAACAGAGGAGACGCUGCAUGCUCACUCCCCAUCAGCCUUAGCCAGGACCAGAAUCCCAAGUAAGCCACCCUCCUAGGCACAAAAAUAAUAUAGCAGGAGGGUGGCUGCAUAUACAAAUAUUUUAACGUGUGUCAGAUUUGUGUAGCUGUGUCACUGUGUAUCUGAGUGUGCCAGUGUGCUUAUCUGAGUGUGUGUAUGUGUCAGUGUUUGUAUUUGUGUGUCAAUGUGUGUAUUUGUCACUGUGUUUAUCGGAGUGUGUGCCAGUGUGCGUAUCUGUGUGUCAGUGUGUGUCUUUGCAUCGGUAUGUGUCAGUUUGUAAAUGAAUGGGUUUGUAUGUAUCAUGCAAACAUGCAAACGCAAACAUUACAUACAAAAACACCCCUGAAUUAAAACGCCAAAUGUAUAUACAAACACUAAUACUACACAUAAAUGUACAUCCACAUUUAAAAGCCAUCACUACAUCCAAACACCCCUGCACGCAAAUGUAAACAUUACAUAAAAACACCCCCCUGUAUUAUAACAUUAUAUACAAACACCAACUCUACUUACAAAAGCACACAUGUACUACAGUCUUACUAUCUGUAGAAAUGUGUAUGCAUACCAAAGAAAUUAAUGUUCCUGUAAAAAACAAAAAAAACCUCCGCUAAUUAAAAGGUUUUCACAAUGGCACAAACCUUUUUGGGGGGUUCCACGUUGUUGGUACACUAUGUCAAUUAAUUGGGAACCCCUGCUCUAGAUAAUGUAUCUUGUAGCAUAUUUACAGAACUUGCAAUUAAAGGGAUAAAAGGAAGGUUUGUAAUUCUAUUUGUGCUUUUUUUUUUCAGCAAAUGGCUCUCUAAACACAAGUGAAACGGAUGAUUUACCCAUCCAUGUUCUGUCAGCAAAUUGUGUGACUGAAGGUAGAGUCGCAGAUGAUCAGGGAGGAAAUUCUAUGACAUUUAAUGAACUAAGUAAGAGACCAAGUGAAUCUGUGAAAUCUGAAACAGCUUUAUAUGAAGAAAGAAAUCUACCAGAUGGAGAUAUUUACUCACUGAAAGAAUGUUCACAAACAAAAUCCCCAUCUACUUCUAAUGUGGAGGAAUCAGCCUCACGAGAAGACAUACAUUUUACCGACACUGACAUUAUCACACCCACAGAACAGACACCGUAUCCGUCAACUCCUAUCAAGGAGGAACCCACCCAGUGUAGAGAGGAUAAUCUCACAGACACUGACAUUAAUACACCCACAGUACAGACAGAAUAUCCAUCUUCUCAUAUUAAGGAGGAUCCAGCCUCAUGGGAAGAAAGGAAUCUCACAGCGUCUGAAAUUAUACCCACAGUACAGACAGAAUAUCCAUCUACUCGUAUCAAGGAGGAAUCAGACACGUGUGAAGAAGGGACUCUCAUAGACAGACAAAUGUAUAAACCCCCAAAAGAUUCACAGACAGAAUAUCCGUCUAACCAUUUGAGGGAGAGCUUUGCUCUAUGGGUAGAAGGAAAUCUCACAGACACUGAAAUUUAUGCAUCCAUAGAACAUACAGAGAAGGAACCUUUAGCUUAUAUUAAAGAGCGAUCAGUCUUAUGGGAUGAAGGACAUUUUAAUAAGAUGCAAAACAAGGCAAAUGGUAAGAUCUUUGAAGGCCCUAUGUCAGAAUUUGCUGAAUAUCAAAGAAAUCAUGAAGAAAAUACUUCUUCUGAAUGUGAGACCGAAGUCAGCUCUAAAGAAGGGUUUAUUAGACAUCCAUUUUUUCAUCAAAAAUCUCCUUCCAUGAGCCCUCAACCAACUGCCCAUGGAGAGAAAACACUCUCUCUAUUUGAACAUGAUAAAUCUUUUUUGAAGAGAAAAUAUAUUUCUAAACAUCAACAUGUUCCGAGCAGAGAAAAAUAUUUUUCUUGUCCUGAAUGUGGGAAACUUUUUUAUGACAUGUCAAUGGUCAAACUCCAUCUACUAGGUCACAUAGGAGAGAAACCAUUUUCAUGUACAGAAUGUGACAAAUCUUUUAGUCAGUCAUCUGAUCUUCAGAAACAUCUGAUGAUUCACACAGGAGAGAAACCAUUUUCUUGCUCUGAAUGUGGGAAGUGUUUUAGUCGGAAGGGAAAUCUUAAUUCUCAUCUGAGGAUUCACACAGGAGAGAAACCAUAUUUUUGUGACCUUUGUGGAAAAUCUUUUACUCGGAAUUCUUAUCUUAAGUUACAUCAGAAGAAUCACACGGACAAGGAGCCAGUUUUUUGACAUGGGGAUUUUUAUAAUCUAAAGUUUCUAAUUCAUAAUUUCUAAUUCCUUUAAAUUAAAGGGACACUAUAGUCACCAUAACAACUGCUGAUUAAUGUAAUUGUUCUGGUAAAUACUGCCAGUAUUUACCUUAGCCCCUUAAGGACACAUGAUAUGUGUGACAUGUCAUGAUUCCCUUUUAUUCCAGAAGUUUGGUCCUUAAGGGGUUAAAGCUUAGGAAAACCUCCAAUGGUCAUUUCUCAGAUGGCUACUAGAGGUGCUAUCUGGGUCAGUGCUGCACAGUGUGUUGCCACUGAUGUUCAGCUUCUCUAUGCUCUGUACGGUGAUGCAGAACUUUCCCCAUAGAGAUACACUGAUUUAAUGCAUCUCUAUGACGAGAUGCUUAUUGGCCAGGGCGGCGUUUGGCCUUGACCAGUCUGCUUGACGAUUUCAGCCAAUCCAAUGCAUUUCGGAUGGGAAAGCAUUUGUUUGGCUGAAAUCAAUUCUGAUGAUCUGCCAAGGAGGUGGAUCAUGGAUGGGCCAGUGCCGGCAGACCCGCAUGGUGCUGGAAAUAAGGUAGAUUUACUUACCUGUUAAGGGGAGUGGGGAGGUGGAAGCAAGCUCUCUAAAUGAUGGAUGCUAUAAGGUCAGGAAUACAUGCUUGUGUUCCUGAUCCUAUAGUGUGCCUUUAAAUUAAGUCAUUACAAUGCUGAUGACCAGUGAUGAGCAUUCCGUAGGUGUUCAUUGUAAGGUACGUGAGUAUUUACGAAGGUCAAACAAGUUUAAACAGACAGCAUCAACAGCAGAUGUGAAUAGGCUUUCAUUGAAUGGCUUCCCUUCCUAUGGAAGGAUAUAAAACAGCAAUUUUCUUCCAUGCCCGGGAGACCAGCGUUGACCACAAUGUUGGAUGGGUCAAUUUCCAGGGCCUACUUCUAGUGCCUAAGAGAUUAACUACAAUAAAUCGAGUAACUACUUAGAUACUAUUUAAUUAAGGUUAUCAUGAUGGCAACAAUAAAAUGUAUUUAAUCCAUAUCCACCUUGUGUUGUGAUAGGUUAAUAGAAUACGAUUAUGGAACUUGGGGUGUGAAAAAUUAAAGAAAAGGAAAAAGCAUAAAAGUGAAGAAUAAAUAUGAUUGGAUGAGUGAGAAAAGUGGGGGCUGAGAAACAUCCUAUAGGUAAUGGGAAGGGGUGAAAUUUAUAGUCCCAGUAGCAUCAAUGACAUUCCUGUGAAAUAAAGCCAUACAUGAGGCAAUGUAGGGAUACAUUUAACUUAUAUUUGUGUUGGAAAUUGACAAAACACAGAAUGGUAAUGAGCUUUAAUUUGUCAGACCGUGUUACUUCCCUUCUUCAUUAGUGACAGCUUGUACGAAUAUAAAGAAAAAUGCUCAGGCACUCACUGUAUUAAAGUAUAAGCAGGUUUCAAUGGAACAUCAAGUGCACAGCAAUGUUUUGACCUGCACCCAGGUCUUUGUCAAGCUGCUUAUACUAUUAAUCACACACAGGAUACAUUCAGACACUGGCCCCAAAUAUAGACUAUCA
Pelobates cultripes (western spadefoot toad) is the source of this 14343-nucleotide messenger RNA. The record is from the annotation of a GenBank genome assembly. Lineage: Eukaryota; Metazoa; Chordata; Amphibia; Anura; Pelobatidae.